GUGAAAUCAGAGCGAGACACAGGCGGCAAAGACAAGGUUUAGAGAACUUAUCUCGGUUUACUAUUACAGAGUCAUUGUUCCGAAGCAUAGUGAUAUUUUAUUGACAGAACUGGCUGCAUGACUGAUAGUGUGCAAUGUACUGCCUUCAGCGAUGCUGUCAUCACAAAAGAUAUUUAAGUAAAUGUUUACAAAGAUAUUCUAGACAUUCUUCAACUCAGGAUGGCAUUAAAUUCCAUGAAUCUGAAAAUACAAGCGUUCCCCCAGACACAAAUGGUGAAAUUUCAACACAAAGUCAAGUCCCAAAAAGCAGUGAUACAAAUAUUCCCAUAUUCCCACUGAUGAAAGAGCCAGGAUUCAAGAAAAAAGACUGGAAUAUUGCAGCAAAGAAAUCGGGGAGAUUGCCAAGUGUCACAAAAAUACUCCAAGACACUAUGCCCAUACAGAAUGCAAUAAUGUUAUUGAAAUGGAAGCAGAAGAUGAUUGCUGAGCUUGGAGAAAAAGGAUUUAUAAAAUUUAAUGAAGAGACCCUGGCAGCAGGUAGUGCCUUGCAUCGCUGUAUACAACAGUAUUUACAGGGUAUCCCUAUGAAUGAAAUCAAUGUGGGAAAGGCCAAUGCAGGCCAUUGGAAGAGUAUGGCAUCUAUUUUACCACAGAUUACAGAUGUAUAUGCAACAGAGAAAUAUGUCAAGCAUCCAAUGCUUAGCUAUGCUGGAUACAUAGACUGUAUUGCUACUUACAAGGGUAAGCUAUGCGUGAUUGACUGGAAGACAUCCACAAAACCCAAACCUACACUGUUAAAAUGCUAUGAUUCACCACUACAAACUGCUGCUUAUACCGGUGCCACUAAUUUUGAUGACAGUAUCAAUGUACAGGUGGUAGAUACACUACUGGUUAUUGCUUAUAAAAAUGGCACUGAAGCCCAUGUACACUAUAUGCCAAAGAAAACUUCCCAAUAUUUCUGGGAGAAAUGGUUGAGUAGACUUCACAUGUACAGACUGAUGAAAGCCAGUGAAAAGGAAGCAUUAGAUAUUUAGAUAACGGCAAGUCUGCCACAGUACUACAGUGACAGGUUGCAGGAAAACCCAACUUUAUUAGUUCACGAAGUCUGAAAAUUGACCUCUGUGCAUCUAUACGUGGAGCCAAGUGCCCCCACCUGUAUCCUCAACAUGCGUGGUCUCAGAUCACAUUUGAACUCCAUGCAUACAUCUUAGGAGACAUAUAUAAAAAUUAUUUGUUUCAUGAAAUGAUUCAUGUUGGCAGAAGGAUGACUAUUUUUAUGAUUAAAAUUUGGUAAAAUAAGGCAUUUAUGAUAUUUUGGAACCAGAUCUCAGACAUAUAUG
This is a messenger RNA of Saccoglossus kowalevskii, 1340 nucleotides long. RefSeq names its product mitochondrial genome maintenance exonuclease 1-like. Gene Ontology annotation, molecular function: single-stranded DNA exodeoxyribonuclease activity. Gene Ontology annotation, biological process: mitochondrial DNA replication. NCBI's taxonomy places the organism in Eukaryota, Metazoa, Hemichordata, Enteropneusta, Harrimaniidae. Gene Ontology annotation, cellular component: mitochondrion. The record is from RefSeq and is a predicted model, not a curated record.